Molecule: messenger RNA, 1587 nt
Organism: Gavia stellata (red-throated loon)
Lineage: Eukaryota; Metazoa; Chordata; Aves; Gaviiformes; Gaviidae
Gene: NECTIN4
Product: nectin cell adhesion molecule 4
Exons: 9
Coding region: 1-1587 (528 amino acids)
Biological process (GO): homophilic cell-cell adhesion; heterophilic cell-cell adhesion
Cellular component (GO): adherens junction
Source: RefSeq, a predicted model, not a curated record
AUGGCCCCCCGCGGGAUGCGGCCCCCGCCGCGCUUCCUCCUCCUCCUCCUCUUCCUCCUCCUCGCCGCCGCAGGCUGCCGCUCCGGCGUGGUGGAGGUGGAGCACAGCGUGACGGCGGUGCUGGGCCAGGACGUGGUGCUGCCGUGCCGGUACCGGGCGCAGGAGCAGGAGCAGGUGGUGCAGGUGACGUGGCUGAAGCGGGGCCCGGCCGGGCACAACACCGAGAUGGCCGUGCUCAACCGGCAACACGGCGAGCACGUGCUGGAGCCCUACGCUGGGCGGGUGCUGCGGCGGGCGAGCGGGGCGCUGGAGGACGGCGCCAUCGUCCUUCGGAACGCCGUGCAGGGGGACGAGGGCGACUACGAGUGUCACCUCAUCACCUUCCCCCUGGGCAGCUUCGAGGGGCGCCUCACCCUCAAGGUGCUGGUGCCACCGCUGCCCAUCCUGAACCCGGGGCCGCCGCUGGAAGAGGGGCAGGGCCGGACGCUGGCGGCCUCGUGCACGGCGGAGGGCAGCCCGGUGCCCUCGGUGCACUGGGAGACGGAGGUGCGGGGCACCAACGCUACGCGCCGCUCGGCGCACGCCCGCUCCGCCUCCGUCACCAGCGAGUUCUUCCUGGUGCCCGGGCGCAGCAUGAAUGGCAAGAGCCUGACCUGCGUGGUGGCCCACCCCGGCCUGCGCCACGAGAAGAGGAUCACCCACCUCCUCAGCGUCGCCUACCUGUCGGACGCCUCGGUGCUGGGGCACACGGAGGAGUGGCAGGAGGGCAUGGAGGGGGCCACGCUGACCUGCCUGGGGGACGGCAAUCCCCCCCCCACCUACAACUGGACACGGCUGAACGCCCCGCUGCCCGCCGGCGUGCGGGUGAAGGGGGACACCCUCGUCUUCCAGCGGCCCCUCGCCGCCGCCGAUGCCGGGGACUACGUCUGCCGCGUCUCCAACCGCGUGGCCGCCAAGGAGGCGCGGGCCAACGUCAGCAUCAAGGGCAGGGUGGCAGACAACGAGGUGCGCAAGGUGGACCUGGUCUCGGCCUCAGUGGUGGUGGUGGGCGUCAUCGCCGCCGUCCUGCUCUGCGUCCUCGUCGUCGUCGUCGUCGUCAUGACCCUCUACCACAAGCGCAAGACCAAGCGCAUCUCCGAGAAGUACGAGGAGGAGCUGACGCUCACCCGGGAGAACUCCAUCCGCCGCCUGCACUCCAGCCACAGCACCGACACGCGCACCCAGCUGGAGGAGACGCUGCAGCUGCGCACGGAGAGCCGGCAGGGCAGCCUGCGCGGGGACAGCCUGCGUGGGGACAGCCUGCGCGGCACCAGCAUCUGCUCCGCCAUGAGCGAAGAGCCCGAAGGUCGCAGCUACUCGACGCUCUCGACGGUGCGGGAGAUCGAGACGCAGACGGAGGUGCCGGCAGCACCGCUGCUGCCCGCCCCGGCAGGGAAGGAGCCGAAGGAGGAGGAGGAGGAUGGCGGCAGCAGGGGGGACGACCCCAUCAAGCAGGCCAUGACCCACUUCGUGCAGGAGAACGGGAUGCUGCAGGCCAAACCCACCACCAACGGCAUCUACAUCAACGGCCGCGGGCACCUGGUGUGA